Penicillium chermesinum is the source of this 1692-nucleotide messenger RNA. RefSeq names its product GMC family oxidoreductase. Gene Ontology annotation, molecular function: flavin adenine dinucleotide binding; oxidoreductase activity, acting on CH-OH group of donors. NCBI's taxonomy places the organism in Eukaryota, Fungi, Ascomycota, Eurotiomycetes, Eurotiales, Aspergillaceae. The record is from RefSeq and is a predicted model, not a curated record. The coding region runs from base 1 to 1692 and encodes 563 amino acids. The transcript has 3 exons.
AUGUCUUCCUUUGAUUUCAUUGUGGUCGGAAGCGGCCCUUCAGGUUGUACUGUGGCUUAUGAACUAGCGAGAUCAGCCGCCAAGCCUCGUAUUCUUCUAAUCGAAGCCGGCGAUGACAAUGAUGAUCGUAGCCACCGGGUUGACGGGCAGCGAUGGACCACCUUCCAGAACUCAAGUAUGAACUGGGGCUACAAGACCACGCCCCAGCGAGACUGCAACAACCGCGAGAUUGACUACAGCCGCGGCCGCUGUAUUGGCGGUUCGAGCGCCAUCAACUUCGGAGUGUACAGCGUCGGUGCGCGGGAUGACUAUGAGGAAUGGGCCCGCAUCGCUGGCGACGACAACUUUGCCUGGAGCAGCAUUCAACGCCGAUUCAAGGCGCUGGAGAGCUUCCAUGGGGAGAUACCGGAGGGCGUGGACAAGAAGUUCGCCAACCCGAGGCCUGAGGACCACGGGUCAGACGGGCCUUUGCAUGUUGGUUUCGCCCGCGAAUGGGAGAGAGAUUUGACCGAUCUCUUGGAAACCGCUGAGCAGGCUGGCUUCCCUCUCAACCCGGAUCAUAACUCGGGUAACCCCAUUGGCUUGUCAGUCCUGAUCAACUCAGCGUACAAGGGGCUGCGUUCCAUGGCUGGCGACCUGGUGAAGGGCCGGGAGAACUUGACGAUCAUCACCGGUGCCCCGGUGCAGCGAGUGCUUCUGGAAGGCACAAAGGCUGUUGGAGUCGAAGCUAAGGGCACUAAAUAUUAUGCGUCCAAGGAAAUCAUCCUCUCAUCGGGAUCGCUCAACGACCCAAGAAUCCUAAUGCACUCCGGCAUUGGCCCCGCAGCCCAGCUUAAGGAAUAUAACAUCGAUGUAGUGCUAGACGCCCCCGCCAUCGGCCAAGGCCUUCGCGACCACUGCUUCGUCCCACUCGCCAACACCCGCGCGGAAGGCACCAACGACCGUAAAGCCUUCUAUGGUUCGAAAGAAGCCAUGGACGCGGCGCUCGAGCAGUGGCAGAAAGAUGGAACCGGACCGUGGGCCAAGUUCGCUUGCGAGCUGGGCAUUGGCUGGUUCAAGCUUACCGAAAAGCUCUCCGCAUGGCCAGAAUUCAAGGCCCUUCCCGCAGACGAGCAGCGAUAUCUGCUGGCGGAGACGGUGCCCCACUAUGAAAUUAUUACCCAUUUCCCCCUGCAUUGGUUCAUCCCAGACUUCCCCGCGGAGGCCCUGACGUACUCGUGUUUCCUCGUGUUUCUGUUCAACGCACAGACCCGUGGCGAGGUCGUCCUUCAGUCUUCUGACCCCGAUACUCCUCUGCUAUUCAACCCGAAGUUCCUUGCCCAUCCCUUCGAUCGUCGCCUGGCGGUGGAGGCGCUGCGUGACUCUUUGCGUCUUGCUAAGAGUGAGGCAUACAUUAAGGAUAAUAUAGCCGAGUUGGCGAUGCCCGCGGGCGAGUCGGACGAGGAGCUGCUUGAGUACUGGCGCCAGAACAUCUCAUCCAGCUGGCACAUGACCGGUACCGUGAAGAUGGGCAAGAAGGGCGACGCUGAUGCUGCGGUGGACCCUGAUUUCAAGCUCAUGGGUAUUGACAACCUGCGGGUCGCCGAUAUGAGUGUUGUCCCUGUAUUGGUCAACGCUCACGUUCAAGCUACUGCCUAUGUCACAGGAGCAACUCUGGGAGAGAAGCUUGUGAAGGAGUACAAUUUGGCAUAA